AUGAUAAAACCAGAGAGUGAUAAUUUUGAUAUGCUAAAAGGACGGUCAAUACGAUCUUCAAGCUGGAAUGAUUAUGGAUCAUUCGAAAGUCAUCGACUGACUCAGCGACGAGCUUCAGACCAACGUUUCUCUCAGCAUACUCGACAUUUACCAUCAAGAACACUAGCAUUUUUAAGCUAUACCGAAAAUCCAAAACUUCAUUUUGUGCAACCUUAUAAAACAUUACAAUUAUUAGAUGAAGAACAGUCCCAAAUUGAAGAACACGUUGAUAGUAUCGCUAAUCAUAUUGAACUUCAAGAAGAUCUGAUGCAAGAUGAUCCUCUAUCAGAAAUGCGGCGUAUUGAAGCGCUUAGAGAUAUGCCAGAAUGUUUGACUGUUAAAAGAUCUAUAAAAGCUAAAUUGAGUCAGUCCAUUAAUCUUAAAUCUAAUAAACAAGGUUUAAGUACAUGGAAAAGAUUUAAGUACACUUUCAGUAUUUUUUUUAUAAAGAUUAUCAUUGGUUUAAAAAAUUUUUUAUCCAAUUUUGAAAUAUGGCACCAUUCGAUAAAAUCUAUUGAGGGCCAUUUUGGAAGUGGUGUUGCGACCUAUUUUAAAUUUUUGAGAUGGUUAUUUUUACUCAAUAUAAUAAGCUGCUUUUUAAGUGUGUUUUUUAUUGUUAUUCCUCAAUCAUUAAUAGAAAUUUAUUCAGAGCCUUUGCAGUUUAAUUUUGUUGAUUUAUUAAUAGGACAAGGUUUUAUGCAAAAUACAAUUUCAUUUUAUGGAUUUUACUCUAACUACUCAGUAGAAAUAAUACCUGGUUAUACGUAUAAUAUACCAACAGCAUAUAUAAUUUCAAUGUUAUCUUGUUAUUUAUUCAUAUUUACUCUGUUGUCAGUAAAAGUAACAAAAUCUUACCGAAAAUGUUUCAUUGAAACAUCGGGUGGAAUACAUAAUUUGUAUGCAAAUAAAAUAUUUUGUGGAUGGGACCAUAAUAUAACGUCGUACAAAGCAGCAUGUUUACGUUCAUCUUCAAUUUACAGAGAACUUAAAGAAUUAUUAGCUGAACCGGAUGCUUUUAAUGAAACUAGUUGUCUUGCUAAGCUUUAUAAAUUUUUUAUACAGUUUAUAGUAAAUAUUUCAGUAAUGGUGACAAUUGUAGGAACUGGUAUUUUAAUAUGGACUUUACUCAGUGCACAUAUGCCUCAAAAAUCAAAUCUUGUUUCUAUAUUAACAAUACCUUUAGUUGUUACAAUUAUUAUGAGUAUUUUUCCAGUCAUAAUAUCACAAUUGGUGAAAAUUGAAAAUUAUAGAAAUAAACGAAUUGCUUUAUUUGUUACAAUGAUACGAAUAUUUGCAAUGGCUGUGAUAGUAAUUGGUACAUUAUUAGUUUAUUGGCUGACAUUUGGCCUGACUGAUUGCUGGCAAACAGAAUUAGCUCAAGAAAUGUAUCGACUGAUUAUUUUUGACUUUUUAAUAUUUAUAAUAGGAAGUUUUAUUGUUGAGGCGGUUCAUUACUAUGUUUAUUCUACAGUUUGGAAAAAAAUUGGUGCUCCAAAUUUUGACAUUGCCAUAAACACCUUGAAUUUAAUUUAUAAUCAAAUUUUAUUUUGGGUUGCCUUCUAUUUUAGUCCAUUGUUAUCGGUUAUUAGUGUUGUUAAAAUAUUUUUAACAUUUUAUAUAAAAAAAUUUGGAUUAAUGAGACACUGUGAGCCACCCUUGAUUCCUUGGCGAGCAGCUCAAACGCAAACAUUAUUUCUCGCUUUAACGUUUCUUGGUAUGACUGGAGCUCUGACAAUGUUGGGAUAUGUUGUAACAACUGUCGAGUGUAAUGUCUGUGGGCCAUUUCAAAAUUAUAAUUACACUUGGGAAGUAGUGAUUGAACGUGUUCUGGAUCUUCAACGUGAUAGCAAAGCAUGGAAAAUAAUUACAAGCUUAGCCAAGCCAGGAGUCGGUGCAGCUAUAUUAAUUGCUAUGAGUGUAACUGUUUAUUGUUUUCGUUCUAAAGCUGAAGCCAGUAGACAGAUGGUUCAAAUUUUACGUGAAAUGUUGGUUCUUCAAUCACGAGAUAAAGACUUUUUGCUCAAUGAAUUUUCUAAAGUAGCUGACGAAAAUUGGUUGCAACGUCGAAUAGCUUUUAAUGAAAGCCGUAUCAAUAGUAUUGAUCCACAAAAAGAAUUGCAUGUUCAAACUCCUUUUAAAAGUCAUAUUGCGUCGAUGAUUUUUGAUGGUAGCCCUCAUAAAUCCGAAAAUAUCCAAAAUUCAACACCAAGCUGUUCAAAACAUUAUGUUACAUUUGAUUAUUCGUAA
Cotesia congregata is the source of this 2286-nucleotide messenger RNA. Lineage: Eukaryota; Metazoa; Arthropoda; Insecta; Hymenoptera; Braconidae. The record is from the annotation of a GenBank genome assembly.